GAACCUUCGAUCUGAUUGGUGGAUACCCCUGUAUUUUAUGUACUAGGUAGGUACCUACUAAGUGCCUACUAAGGUACUUUACCUACCGGCAGGCUUGAAUAUGCCGAAUUUUGGCGUAAUAAACUCAGUAUAGCUUCAACAGAGUAAAAAGAAUCAUGUUAGCUACCUCUAAUUGUAAACGACUCUGUUUCGACCCAAUCUACCUGUGGUGUAGCAUCGUCGCCUAACUGCUUACCCCUCAUCUCAUCUGGAUCCAUUCCCCAUCCUUUCACUUUCGUUCAUAUCAGUAAAACGAGACAGAAAUUAUCUAAAAGUUGCGCAUAAUCAGUAUUUGUGAAUAUCUUGGUGAUGGUUAUAUUGAAAGAUAAAAUUACAGCAUGGAGGCCGUAGCCGCUCUUGGUUUGGCAUCCAAUAUACUCCAACUCAUAGAAUGUGGGUAUAAAGUGGUUGCGACAGCGAAGGAGCUUUACGAAUCUGGUGAAGAAACCACCAAUGCCAACAAGAAUGCUGGUUUCAUAGCGCAAGAGAUGCGAGAAUUGAGUCUUAGGGUGAUGAAUCAAUUGCCUACCUCUGGUCUAACCAACGAUGAGAGGGCACUUUGCCAGCUUGCGCAGCAAUGCAGUCAGCUUUCUAACAAACUCUUGGUGCUUCUAGAUGAUCUGAAACUAAAGAAACCGGGAGGAAAAUUAGAGGCAAUGACGGGAGCAGUGACGGGAGCACUGCGGAAUAUGAGAAAGAAGAAGGAACGAGAUCAGCUUCAAGCAGAUCUUGACAGAUACAGACAACAGUUGAACGUACAGAUUAACAGCAUGUCUCACUCAGAUUUGGUGCGGAAACUAGAUGAGACUCUGGGUACGACAUCAAUGACCCAGCAAGAUAUAUUACACCUGAGAGACCAAGUGCAAAAACUUCAGCAUAAUUUCAGGUUUGACUCUGCAAACAUGGCAGAUUUCUUCUGUAGAGUUCAGAAAGCCGUCGAAGCCCCAUUGCAGAACUUUGCUAUCUUGCAGGGUUUGCGAGAUCCUCAAAUGCAUAAUCGUUUCGAAAAUGUCAGCACCGCGCAUCGAAAGACAUUUGAGUGGUUGCUUCAUGGUCCAGCAUCCUCCGAAAAUGGUGAGGAAAUGGGGGACUGGGCAAAAGUAGCUGCAGAAGCCAAGUAUCAAAAACAUAGAGAAUUCACCACAUGGUUAGAAGAAGACGCGGCCUCGCGCAAGAGGAGUAUCUUCUGGAUAGCAGGAAAACCUGGGGCUGGGAAGUCGACUCUGAUGAAGUUCAUAUGCGAGAAUGAAGUCACCCUUGAGAGACUCAGGUCUUGGUCCGGAGAAAAACAACUCAUCCGCGCCAAGGCCUUCUUCUGGAAAAUGGGAGAAGACGAACAGAAGAAUUUAGCGGGAAUGGUAAAGUCUUUACUCUAUCAAAUCCUGCAAGCGGCGCCGAGAUUGAUCCCAAUUGCGUUCCCCCAGGAAACUGCUAACAGAACGGCCUUGAAUAAUCUACUAAGAAGUGCCCAGGCCUUCAAGGAACAUAAAAUGAUAUUCUUCAUAGAUGGCCUUGACGAGUUUGACGGACGUCCUCUCGAAUUGAUACAGGAAAUCAUUGGAUGGACAGAACACAGUUCCAAUCAUCUCAAGAUAUGUGUCUCGAGCCGAGAAUGGAAUGAAUUCGAAGUUAAAUUUGAGGGAAGUCCAAAUCUUCGAAUCCAUGAGUGGACGCAUGCCGACAUCAAGAAAUUUAUCAUGGACAGGUUUGAUGAAAUCGAAGACUUAUCUACUCCACUUGAUACUACCGCCCUUAGUAUCUUGGCCGAAGUGGUUGUUACCAAGGCUAAAGGUGUCUUUCUCUGGGUCCGCGUCGUUCUAGCCACCAUAGAACAGGGUGUGCUUAACGGAGAUGAUUUUGAAGACCUUGAGCGAAAAGUUGAGGCCUUCCCGACAGAAUUGAAAGGCCUGUACCAGCACCUCCUCGAGUCUAUCCCAGAGUACGACCGCCGAAAGGCAUUCGAGACUUUGAUCUUCACUUUUCUCGGACGAUCCUUACUGCAGUAUAAAUUCCUAGGCGACUUAUCUAAAGACCCAGAUCUCGCCACGAAGCUAUCCAUGGAACCAUUGCUAGAGGAAGAUCUCAAAAGAUAUCUAGUCAACACGAGCCGCCAGGUAAAUGGCCGAUGCAAAGGUUUCCUUGAAACCCGACCCGCUGUGAGAGGAGAGACCUUUAGGGGAGAUAUGAGUGUAUCAUUCAUGCAUUCAACAGUUUCGGAAUUUAUCUGCCAGCCAGAUACUACAAACCUCAUCAAAACCUAUAUUGAUGAUAUCGACAUGUUCGACCGACAAUGUCAAGUCUUCAUUGCUUUUGCAAAGUCUAUAGACAGUGUUCUGUUUUAUUCUCCAGGUCCACCAAACCCGAUGUUGGAGUGUCGGUUUAUACGCGACUUUAUGGGAAUAAUCGAAUUGUUCAUUUUGGCCAAAAUCAACCGUGGCCCUAUGUUAUAUACAGGAAGACUAAGGUCAACAGCUAGAUUUUUAGACUUCAUAGAGCAGGCCGAUGUAAUCGCAACCCGGAGACUUCACACAGAUCCAGACAAUGGCAGAAUCAAUAUAUGGACCAAUAUUAUUACCAGUAGGGGUUCUCGUCAUCACUUUCCCAUCUCGUGGAAAAUAUCUAUAACACCGGCUCAAGUUGUUAAGAUAUUAGUCGCAAAAUAUCUGCUAAUUGAGUAUUUUGAAAAGGACGGCCGCUGCGACCUACAGGAUCUUCAUCAGACUGAUCCAUUAUUAAUGAACCUCAUUGUGGACACUGUUUUCUCGAGUGUCUCCGGCAGACUACACAGUUUCAGGGCGUUCCGAAUGUUGGAAAUGCUAUUUGAAGCCGGAAUAUCGCCUAAUAUGGAAGUUAGGGUAUCUAAGAUAGGUAGUGCAUCGGAUAACAUAUAUGAUCUAUGGGGUUGGAUCAUAAGACGAUUAUUUCUUAGGAGAACACCCGAAGUUGCGUCGCUGGGGAUACCUGAAGAUUACCCUGGUGGAUAUGAAAUGGGGUACGCAUACCGACUGAUAGAACUCGGCUUCCGAUAUGGUGCUAUGGUGGAUUUCAAGUUGGUAUUGAGCCGUUGUUAUGACACCACAAGUACUAAUGAACUGAUCGUCGAGGUAACGGUUGUUGAUGAUAAUGAUAAACAGGCCCCUCCUUAUUUCCGAAGCCUGAAUGUCGACUACCGGCUAGAUAUUGUCAAGUACGCAAGAACAAAGAACGGGGUGCUUAGCUUCAGAGAUCUACUUGCUUAUUGCUUCCCUCACAAUUACGACCAUCUCUAUUCACUGAUAGAUAAAAUGGAACUUGCUUCAUCUACAACAGGGUCAGCAAAGCGUUGUACACCAUUGCCAAUCAUGCCGGUACUCUUCCCAGAAAAAGAUGAAUGGGUGUUCUGUGAACAAAAGGAGGGUGUCGAGUUGAGAGAAUGCAAACCAUGCCUCACACACUCUGAGAAAUGCUUCGACGACUUCGAGGCAAGGCUUCAAGGCAAAGAACCGGGACAUGUAAAUCGAGGCGAUAGCAUAUAUUUCAAGAGGGAACAAUAGCCUAGAGUUAGACUACAUCGUUGUUAUCGAACCAAAUGUACUAGAUAGCUACUUACGUAGGUAGAUGCU
Molecule: messenger RNA, 3641 nt
Organism: Annulohypoxylon maeteangense
Lineage: Eukaryota; Fungi; Ascomycota; Sordariomycetes; Xylariales; Hypoxylaceae
Exons: 3
Coding region: 378-3572 (1064 amino acids)
Source: RefSeq, a predicted model, not a curated record